GGAGGAUUGAAUAACAACCUGUAGAUUUCUUUUUUUAGAAUUAAAGUUACUACAUGCUAUUGUAGAUGCAUUUAAUUACAAUAUUUUAAUAUGAAAAGUGUAUUACAAUAAAUUGAUUUAACUUGAAUAAACGCUUUCAAGAACUAGAACAAAAUAUAAGAUGAAUAAACGUAUUUAAUCAUUCAAUAUUGUAUGGUGCGUAUUUAAUCACUCAAUAAAGUAUAAAGUAUUAUGAAGAGAACAGUUUUAAUAAUAAGAAAAUAGCUUAUGCAUCAAAAUAUUUAGAACCAAAAUAAAAGAAAAGAGUCAACAACAGUAACUUAUGAUAUUUGGAACACUAACAAGUUCGAUAAUAUUUUAGAGAAUUAUGAAUAUGAUUUGCCAAUACAAAUACCAAUACCAAAACUUUAAAAUAUGAUGUAUAGAUUGAAUUUAUUUUAGGAGCAUCUUAUCAGAUAGAAUGAAUGAUGAGUAAGAAUCAUCCAUAAUAAUGAAGGUUUAGAAUGAGAACCAAUAAUAAGAAGUUAAUAUAGAUGAAAACAACAAGGAACCAUUCAUUUAAAUUUAAGAUUAGCCAUAAAAAGCUGAUGAUCCUUGUUCUUAAACAAUUGAACAAAGAAGUAGAAGAAUUCGUAAAAUAAAGUAAAACAGUACUUUUGGAAGAAACCAAAUGUAAAUGUUAAUUUUAGAAUCGGAUUUUGAUUCCUAAUCUAAUGAAAUCAAUAAUACACCGUGUAAAUGUACUAAGUCUAACUGUCUUAAACUAUAUUGCCAAUGUUUUCAUUCAAAUAAAUAAUGUACUGAACUAUGUAAAUGCAUCAAUUGCAAAAAUUGUGAUAAUUAUCUUUAAGUAAGAGAAAGAGCAUUAGAAAAAAUUAAAAUAAAGUCUUAACGAUAAAAACACGAUGAUGAUUUAUUUGAUCGAUCAAAAGUAUGGGGUUGUAAAUGUUAAAAAUCUCAAUGCUAAAAAAAUUAUUGUGAAUGUUAUAUUAGGAAUUAAAAAUGUUCAUCUAUCUGUAGAUGUAAGGAUUGUGCUAAUAAGAAAAGAAUACCAAUAUAAUUUAAAAAAAAAAAGAAAGUGGAAAGUGUUAGUAAUUGA
Molecule: messenger RNA, 1099 nt
Organism: Paramecium sonneborni
Lineage: Eukaryota; Ciliophora; Oligohymenophorea; Peniculida; Parameciidae
Source: the annotation of a GenBank genome assembly